Delphinapterus leucas (beluga whale) is the source of this 3028-nucleotide messenger RNA. Lineage: Eukaryota; Metazoa; Chordata; Mammalia; Artiodactyla; Monodontidae. The record is from RefSeq and is a predicted model, not a curated record.
GUCUCCUAAGGAACACUUAGCUUCUCUCCUCCCGAGCCGGCGCUGUGCCCGGGGCGCACCGGGAGGAGGGACCAGGAUUCUGUGCCCGGGCGCAGAUACUGACACCCAGGGAAUCCGGGUGCCCACCCCCACGCCAUGUGGGCCACCAGGAACCCGGCUCCGCCACCCCAGCUGCCCCGUGGCCCUGGCCUCAGUCCUGGCCCGGAGGAGAUUCUGCGGACUUACAGGUCCCAAACGCAAGCUGCCUCCCUCCCCCCAUUCAGUUUGUGGGGCUGUGGCAACCUAAAAGAGGGAUUGGCUUCGCCACUGAGCCUUCGGGCCUCUGCCAGCCACCACCCCCACUCCCCUAGCCAUCCUCGGCAGGUCCCAGUCCCGGCUCCAUCGGUGCUUUCGCCCCAGCGGCAGCUAUGCUGCACACCGAGGGCCACGCUCUUCUUCGGGCCGUGGGUCAGGGUAAGCUACGCUUGGCCCGUUUGCUUCUGGAGGGGGGCGCCUACGUGAAUGAGGGUGAUGCCCAAGGGGAGACUGCGCUAAUGGCGGCCUGUCGGGCCCGCUACGACGACCCCCAGAACAAGGCGCGCAUGGUACGCUACCUUCUGGAGCAAGGCGCGGACCCCAACAUCGCAGAUCGCCUAGGGCGCACGGCGCUUAUGCACGCUUGCGCCGGCGGCGGGGGCGCAGCGGUGGCCUCCCUGCUCCUUGCCCAUGGCGCAGACCCUUCAGUCCGAGAUCACGCUGGCGCCUCGGCGCUUGUCCACGCCCUGGACCGCGGGGAUCGCGAGACCCUUGCCACGCUGCUGGACGCCUGUAAGGCCAAGGGCACGGAGGUCAUCAUCAUCACCACCGACACCUCGCCCUCGGGCACCAAGAAGACCCGGCAGUAUCUCAAUUCCCCACCGUCCCCGGGGGUGGAGGACCCCGCUCCCGCUCCUCUUAGCCCGGGGGUCUGCACGUCGCCGUCGGAAAUCCAACUGCAGACUGCAGGAGUAGGAGGACAGGGAUUGUUAUCCCCUCGCGCCCAGGAAGAAGAGGAGAAGCGGGACGUAUUUGAAUUCCCUCUUCCUAAGCCCCCCGAUGACCCCUCCCCUUCUGAGCCACUCCCCAAACCACCCCGUCAUCCUCCAAAACCACUCAAAAGGCUCAACUCCGAGCCUUGGGGCCUAGUGGCCCCUCCUCAGCCGGUCCCUCCUGCCGAAGUGAGGCCGGGGAUUGAGCGCCUGACCACCGAAUUCAACGGCCUGACCCUGACAGGUCGACCGCGUCUUUCCAGACGUCACAGCACUGAAGGCCCAGAGGACCCGCCCCCGUGGGCGGAGAAAAUGACGGGUGGGGGUCCUCUCUCGCGCCGAAACACAGCGCCAGAAGCUCAGGAGCCUGGUCCCCCUUCAGGGCUGAGGCAGAAACUGAGCCGCAUGGAGCCGGUGGAGCUCGAUAUCCCCGGAAAUCUUUGCCCCGACUCGCCGGAGUGCAGCCGCCCGUCCCUGGAGCGCCGCAGAUACAGCGCCUCCCCGGUGACCCUCCCUCCAGCCGGCUCUGUUCCCUCCCCGCGCCAGUCCCAGGAGAGUCUGCCUGGGGCUGUGUCUCCGUUGAGCGGGCGGAGGCGGAGUCCAGGGUUGCUGGAGCGGAGGGGCUCGGGGACGUUGCUUCUGGACCACAUCGCGCAAACACGGCCUGGUUUCCUGCCCCCGCUCAAUGUCAGCCCCCACCCUCCCAUCCCUGACAUUCGCCCCCAACCCGGAGGUCGGGCGCCUUCGCUGCCCGCCCCUCCCCAGGCGGGGGCGCCAGGCUCUCCCAGGACCAAGCGCAAGUUGGUGAGGCGCCACUCCAUGCAGACUGAGCAGAUCCGCCUGCUAGGGGGCUUCCAGAGUCUAGGCGGGCCAGGGGAGCCUGGGCGCUGAGAGGAGUGAGAGGAACCAAGGAGGGUGGGGAUCAAGACCUUGGGAAGGGUGGAAGAACCAGCUCACACACACACCUCGGACAUAGGGGUCUGUUGCAUGUGCUCAUGGGCUCGGCGCACGCACACAUGGGUAAACGUGUCUACAAGCACAGUACUUGCACUUGCAGGGAAGGGUAAGUACUCUUAUUUAUUGGUCAUAUAGACACAUGCACUCAUGCCCUGGCCACUUCACAUGCACAUGGGAAUUACUCACACACCGGACCAUUUGUGCUAGGGCCCCAAAAGGGUCCCAAGCUCACUUGCAUUUGUUCAGAGGCGUUAGGGAGCCCCUACUUAUGAGUAGUAUCCAAUCUCUUUGACCUCCUGCAAUAGUAACCCCUUGCUUUCCAUGUAUGCCCUGCAACACAGCCCACUCAUGAUUUUGGACACUCUACCCUCUUCGUGAAUAUCCCACCCCAUUCUACAGGUCUUGCUUCUCUCUCCAGGCUUGGCUCCUUGUUCACACCCUGCUUCCAGCCCUAACCACUUUUCAGGAUAUCUUCUUCACUCUCCUUGGGAAUUUGCUGCAGCAAUCCCCAGCCUCAGUUCUGCUGCUGCCCUUCCUGCUCUCAGCUUUACUUCUCAGCUUUCUGCUUUUUCUUCCCAUCCUGUUCCCCCAACCAAUACAACAGGUUGUCUCAUUUUUCCAGGAGGUGGGUCAUGGGCUCUAAGCUGCUGUUCUGUCUGUCUGAGCUUAUGAACACCCCCACAGGUAGAAGUGGGGAGUAACCCUAAAUCACUCCUCUCUCCACUCGACAUAUCAAAUAAAUGUGUUCAGAAGUCUCUGUUUGGUCACUUCUGCUGGGGGUGGAGGGUGUGGGGAAUGAGGAAUAGGGAGGGAGGGUGAUGCUAACUAUAGCUAUAACGAUCUAGGGGAUACUUCGAGGUUCCAGCCACCUUCUUUCCAGGAGACCAACUGUGGUUGUAGAAGAAAAGGCAAGUGUCCCAUGUCCUGAAGGUUUUAUGCCAUCUGAUAGGUUUUCAUUUCCCUCAGUCUCCCCUAUGUCCAUCCUCAAAUUCUUUAACUUAAGAUUCCUACAAAGAAUCCCUCCCUCCACCAUCAGCAGAUAUAUCCCAAUAGAUUAACUGUCC